Molecule: messenger RNA, 2466 nt
Organism: Drosophila willistoni
Lineage: Eukaryota; Metazoa; Arthropoda; Insecta; Diptera; Drosophilidae
Exons: 3
Coding region: 1-2466 (821 amino acids)
Source: RefSeq, a predicted model, not a curated record
AUGGGCAACGAGGCGCCCACACUGGAGGAAUUCUUCAAGUUCUUAGAUGAUCGUUAUACUGGGUCGGAACUUUCAUAUGUAUCAGAACGAUGCAUACAAGCACUUGGAUUGCCACGGUCGGCAUCAUCCAUUUUGGUCACAGGAAUCUCUUCGGUUCAGGCUGACACCACAAGGGGAAGCAGCACGCUUCAGAUAAAGUCAAGGUAUUCAAACAAUCACUUUACGGUACAGGCUCAUGUUCUUGGCAAAAUCACAUCAACACUGGAAAGGCAAAACAUUGACGCAUCGGCACUUGAUGUCUUUAGCGAUCUUCAACUCGCUGACUCGGAAUUCACCACAAGCGCUCCAAUUGACGUUCUUUUGGGCGGUGAACACGUUUGGUCUACAAUCACAGGGAAAAAGUUGUACGACAAUACGGGCAAACUCAUUGCAAUAUCAUCGAUUUUCGGAUGGGUCAUCAGCUCUAUAACGAUGCCCCAAGCUAACAACGCUUUCGCUUUGACAUCAUACAUCGAUGUUAACGCUUCGCUCCAGAGGUUUUGGGAACUAGAGGACAUCAGUUCUACAACCAAAUUGGAACCUGAUGAUGAGCAGGUGGAGAAACACUUUCUCGCUACGCACACUCGAGAUGAAAAGGGGAAGUACAUCGUGGAACUUCCAUUCAAGGUCACUAAUCCAGAAUUUGGGGAUACUCUACAAGGAGCUCUUAAUCGUUUCCAAUCGGUGGAACGACGUUUACAACAAGAUGCAAAUCUAAGAGCAAAAUAUGUCAACUUUAUGAGGGAAUACUUCGAUUUGGGGCAUAUGCGCGAACUGCCACCAGAUGAAGUCAAUAAUGACCAACGGUUUUAUCUACCACAUCACCCGGUUUUGGGUCGGAAACUGAGUGUAGUUUUCGACGGAUCAUUUUGCGACACCAAAGGCAAAUCACUAAACGAUUAUCUCUUUACAGGGCCUAGCAUUCAACGCGAUUUAUUUGCUGUCUGCUUGCGCUUUCGGAUGUAUAAAUUUGUAUUCUCAGCCGACAUAGUCAAGAUGUUUUGGCAGAUUUGGGUGAACAACAAACACCGCGACUUCCAGAGAAUUGUCUGGAGAGAAAGGCCAUCGGAUCCAAUCAAACACUAUCAACUAUGCACCGUCACUUAUGGCACCUCAUGUGCACCAUUCCUGGCUGUUAGGGUAUUAGAGCAACUGGCUACUGAUCAUCAGCAGGAAUUCCCGAAUGCUGCAAGAAUCUUACAAGAGGAUUUUUAUGUCGACGAUGUGCUCACUGGGUCAAACAGUGAGGAGGAACUGAUACAAAAUCGAAAGGAACUUAUUCAACUUAUGUCCUGUGCUAAUUUGGAGCUUGGGAAAUGGGUAUCAAACACACCUCGCAUACCAACAGAAGGAACUGAUUCUACACAAUCAUCUCCAGUCAAGGUUCUUGGACUUUACUGGCAACCUGGUCUUGAUACAUUGUCUUAUAAUGUUGGUCUAAAAGGAAAUGUCGAUUGUACAAAACGACAAGUUUUAUCGGAUGUCUCGCGGAUCUUCGAUCCACUUGGGCUUUUGGCACCAAUUGUGGUCCAAUUCAAAAUACUCUUUCAACAAUUAUGGCUUCUCGAUUUGGGAUGGGAUGACAAACUCCCUAAGCAACUAGCGGAUACUUGGUUCAAAUGGCGAGCAGAUUUGGAUAUGCUACAACACAUUCAAAUACCCCGGUUGGUUGUCAACGACACCGACAACAUUGAAUUGCAUGGAUUCUCCGAUGCAUCUACGAAGGCAUACGCUGCUGUAGUGUACAGCAGAGUAAUCAACAAGGAUGGCUCGAUUUCUACAUUGAUUAUGGCUGCGAAGUCUAGGGUGGCUCCGCUAAAGCAGCAAUCUCUGCCCCGCCUAGAGCUUUGCGCGGCACUUCUCCUAAGUCAACUCAUACGUUCGAUAAAGGCGGCACUUCGACAUCAAAAGGUCAAGGUUUUUGCAUGGUGCGAUUCCACAAUCGUUCUCUAUUGGCUAUCAUACGCACCCUCUCGACUAAAGACAUUUGUUGGGAACCGAACUUCGGAAAUUCUGGACACCAUUCCAAGGCAUUAUUGGCGUCAUGUGGACUCCAAAUCAAAUCCAGCUGAUUGCGCAUCCAGAGGUCUCAUGGCUGCAGACCUAAAGGACUUUCAGUUAUGGUGGAAUGGCCCGUCAUGGAUACGUGACGCGGAUCAGUUUCUGGGUCCAUUUGGGGACAAGGGCUCAAAUUGUCUUACGUUUGAGGAAAUCACCGCGGCACGCAUUGUAUGCUUGCGCCACGCGCAAACCUGCUUUCAGGAUGACUAUCAAUUGCUACUCGCAAAUAAACCAUUGCGAAGUCGAUCUCAGCUGGCUAAACUCUCGCCAAUGAUCGACAAGGACGGACUACUCAGGGCACCUUCUGUCGCUAAGUUCUCGAGGUUGCGCAUUUCAAGCCACGCCUCUGCUCUGCCUCUGAACUGA